AUGUAUUUGUUUUUACUCGGGUUUCUGCUGCUGGGCUGCGUAAACGCGAACAAUGAUGCCGAAUAUGUAAAUGUUAAAUCUGUAAAAGGCGGUCAUCGCGGCUAUCAUUACAAUCCAACAGCCAACUACCCCAUCUUCUACAAUGGCAGCAGGGGUCAGUACGGGGGAUAUGACAUGCGUUACAACAUGACAAAUGGUUAUGGGUCCCUCAACACAACUGCGAUACACCGAAUCGACUAUGAAGUUGGUGUUUGCUACAUUGAAGUACCAACUGCCACGUUAGUGCGUAAUCCAGCUCAAGUUCCUAUGGGCAAUGGUUCACGACCUGACCUUAGCCGCAUUAGAAGCUGUUGUAAAGGCUACAUACGAAACAUCCACAACUCCAAAAUUUGUGAUCCAAUAUGCUCCAAGGAAUGCGUCAAUGCGCUUUGUACUGCACCCGAGACAUGCUCGUGUUUCCCUGAUCAUGUGAAAAAUUUGGCUGGGUUCUGCAUACCCAUUUGCCCUAUAGGUUGCCAGAAUGGACAUUGCAGCGGUGGUGAGUGUCUGUGCAAGCCCGGAUAUAAAUUGGACUCUGAGAGCAAGUAUUGUAUUCCAACUUGCAGGGAAAACUGCGGAGGUAUAGGUAAUUGCACCGACCUGAAUGUUUGUGAAUGCAAGCCCGGCUACCAAUCUACCCCCGAGGGUAAUUGCAGGCCUGUUUGUAGUAAAUGCAACGGCGAUUGUGUGGCACCCAAUGAUUGUCGAUGCAAGCCUGGCUAUACAUUAGAUCAACAAGGUCAAUGUAUUCCACAGUGUUCUCAGGGAUGUGGACCAAACAGCCGAUGCGUCAGUCCGAAUGUUUGCGACCAAAGUGGUCCUUUUCAACCACACCAACCCGGAAACCUUUAUCCAUUGUAUCCUGGACAACAGAUGCAUAAAACAGUACCCGCCAACAACACAUAUCCAGGUCAAAUAUAUAUACAAAAUAGUACUAGUUUUCAAGAAAGAGGAGAUCAACUCUACACUGAAAAUCAAAUCUACAAUGGCAGUAUUCAUUCUGGUUUCCCUGAAAAACCUGAAUUUGGACCAAUUCCUCAACAUCCAGGCCAACCUGGCUAUCAACCAGGGCAACAAAGACAACCCGGACAACCUGGAUAUCCUGGAUAUCCUGGUCAAUCUGGUCCUUCUGGACAACCCGGAUAUCCUGGUCAAUCUGGACCUUCUGGACAACCUGGAUAUCCUGGUCAAUCUGGACCUUCUGGACAACCUGGAUAUCCUGGUCAAUCUGGACCUUCUGGACAACCUGGAUAUCCUGGUCAAUCUGGACCUUCUGGACAACCCGGAUAUCCUGGCCAAUCUGGACCUUCUGGACAACCUGGAUAUCCUGGUCAAUCUGGACCUUCUGGACAACCCGGAUAUCCUGGCCAAUCUGGACCUUCUGGACAACCUGGAUAUCCUGGACUGUACCCAGGACAACCCGGAUAUCCUGGACUGUACCCAGGACAACCCGGAUAUCCUGGACAGUACCCAGGACAACCCGGAUAUCCGGGACAAUACCCAGGACAACCCGGAUAUCCGGGACAAUAUGACGACCCACGACAAUAUGAAUUUCCGAGACAACCUGGACCUUUCUUAUACCCUGAUCAACCAGGAUACCGCCCUGGCUAUCCGGGACCAUCUAGACCUGGGCCUCAUGAAAAAACUAGGCAAUCUGAAUAUCCUGACCUACCUGGCUAUAGGUUACCUUCUGGAUAUCCCACAACAGCUGAUCAACGACAUCCUAAUAACCAAAAUCAAAGCUCUUACCCCGGAAACCAAGGAAAUCAAAGUACUUCUACUCAACCUCAAUACCAAGGCCAGCCAGGUCACAAUGCACCAUCUGGAAUAAAUGGACAAUCUUCAUACCCUAGUUACCCUCCAAGUAACGGGUUAUCAGGAUAUGGUCAGCAGACGAACACCGGCAAUGAUGAAUGUGAUCAACCUUGUAUUAAUGGUGUUUGUAGAGAAGGAUUUUGUCGUUGUAAACCUGGAUAUAUUAUGGACUUGAAUGAUGUAACACAGUCAAGAUGUCUACCAAAUUGUCCUGGUGGUUGUCCAAAUGGAGUCUGCUCAGCGCCACACUUCUGUAUCUGCAACCCUGGAUAUUACAAGGACACAAGUGUGAAAGGUCGACAGAACUGCGUCAAAAGAAUCCGUCGUUCCAUCAGCGAACUAUUGGACUAA
Molecule: messenger RNA, 2205 nt
Organism: Danaus chrysippus (African queen)
Lineage: Eukaryota; Metazoa; Arthropoda; Insecta; Lepidoptera; Nymphalidae
Source: the annotation of a GenBank genome assembly